AUGGCCGGUAAGCAGACACCAUCUACUCGCGCCCGUACGAUGAAGCUGGCGCGCCCCGCACGCCGCCGACACGCGCAAAGCAAACCCCAGCCCUCAAUUGAUGCUGACCCAGCGACUGCAGAAGAAAUCAGACGUUCAGGACGCGCCAACAAGGGCCACCACACAAAGAACCAAGAUGCGCUCGAAGAGCCCUCCCCCGCCCCCAAGCCCAAAACACAGCCAGCGACCGAGAAGAAGGGACAGGCGCACGGCAAGAAGGGCCAAGCCAAGGGCCAAACACAGCGCGCGCAAUCAACACAGUCGGCCGAGCAGGACGAUGAAGAGGAAGAAGACGCCAUUAUCCGCUGUGUGUGUGGCGACCAGCGCGACAUUCGCGGACGUCAGAUGAUCUGUUGCGAUAGCUGUGCCGCCUGGCAGCACAACAAGUGUCUAGGACUCCCCGAAGGAGACUUCUGGGAGGGCAAGGACUACUACUGCGAACAAUGCAGACCCGACCAGCACGUAGAGCUGCUCGCUGCCAUGGCGCGUGGAGAGCGGCCGUGGGCGCGCAAGAAGGGCUCCAAGCCAAAGGCCCGUCCUAGCGAUGUCAAGCCGGAUACUGCCAGCGAGAAGGCCAGCACUCCACAACCCGCAACUACGCCCCUGCCAGCCCCACCGGCUCCUGCUGAAGCGUCGACUCCUACGCCCGCCCCCAUAACCGUGCCCACUCCGGAAGCAUCCAACGGACACGCCGAGCCAAAGGUAGCCUCUCCCGCCCGGCCCAAUACCACUACCACUCCCACUCACAACAUCAAACAGGGCACCAAGAGCCAGCCACAGUCUCCCCUUGGCGAGAAGCGGCGCCAUGAGGCUAGUGCGGAAAAGCCAAACGCGAGCAAGAAGCGUAGAAAGUCUAGCCACGUAGAGAGCAAGCCCGCCCCCCAGAGUGCUACAGUUAGCGACAUCGACGCGCUUCCGCCGAACCAAAAGACGGUAGCGGAGAAACUUCGAGAGACGCUGACCCCACUGAUCAAUGCUGCCUCUGACAGCAGGGGAUACCGCAUCCCCGAUGGACAGACCGCCAAGUCUCUGGCCACCAAGUACACCCUACAGAUGAGCCAUGCUGCCUUUGAGCUUUACGGCGAGCCCACUGGAGGCUCAUCACCUUACUUCAACAAGUUCCGCACGAUCAUGUUCAACGUCAAGAAGAACACGCUCUUGGUUGACCGCCUGCUCUCAGGAAGCUUGAAGGCUGGAGAUCUCGUAGGCAUGGAGGCUGAAGAAAUGGCAAGCGAGGACAAGCAACGCGAGUAUGCCGCUAUGCGAGAGGCAGCCGAGAAGCAGAUGAUUCUAACUGAAGAGACUGGACCGCGACUCCGCAAGACACACAAGGGUGAAGAGAUUGUCGGCGAAGACAACUUUGAUAACGAUGAUUACCCCACUGUUCGCGAGAGCAUCGCUGAAGACGCGGUAAUGCAGUCACCCAUGGGUACACGUCCGCCAGAGACUCCGGCUUCUGCAUCACGAGGACUCCCGGAGAUAGACACUCAGCAGGACAGCGCACGUCGAGCUUCAAACAACUUCGACAUCAAUUCCGUCUUUGACAAGGUCCGGUCACCACAGCAUGAUCAACAAGCCUUCCUCCAUCGCCGUCACAGCUCCAUGCACACCCAAGACAAACCUCAAUCCGCCGUCGACGAUGCAGACGUUGACAGAUUACUAAAGGAUGAAGACAACGAUGUUGAAAUGUCCGGUUAUUCAUCAGAUCCGACUGUAUGCUGGCAAGGAUCCAUCAACAUGCAAUCCAUGGAGCCUUUCGAUGCUGUCGCUCGAUUCGUUGCUGGUGGCGACUUUGGUCAAGUUGUGCCAUGGGAAAAGCUGCUGACCAAUGUCGUGGCAAUUCAAGGACGCAUAGAAAGCAGCAAAGGCAACGAUUACAUCCAAAGCAUCGCACAUACUGAAAGUCACGAAGUCAGCAUCCUCGCCAUUAGUCCUGUCACUACAGAUGGACGCUCGGUCAUGGACCAUCUAUUCCAAUACUUCCACUCCCGUGGCAGAUGGGGCGUAGUACCAGUCGAGGACAACGAUGUACUACGCGAUCUCUAUGUUAUCCCAAUUGAAGAGGGUGGAAGCAACCUGCCUCCGUUCAUCGAUAUGCUAGAGUACUGCACGAUCGAGACACCUCGUAAAGAGCACAUGUUGAUCCUGGCCCUCGUCGCGAAACUGCCAGAAAUGAAGCCUCAGCUCCCACCCACAGAACACUUUGAGAGAUAUCCCGCUCAAGAGAUCGCAACUGGCCAGACUGCUCAACACGCCCACACUGGCCCGGCCCCAUCGCCAAUGACCAACCCUCACGCACCGCAAUUUUCGCCAGUCAGCGCAGCCUAUCCUGCUCCGGGACAGUACGGAAACCCAUUCGCGCCACCGCCUGCCAACAUGGUGCCACACCAACAACCCACGCCACCCAUCAACGCGCCGCCACACCACCAGAUACCCAAAGCCCUUGAGAUUCUCGGUCCCUAUAUCGAUGCACCCGUCAUUGUCACAAUUCUCGGAUCUAGCUUAUCCCAGAACUCUGUGGUGUCGGAGCUGCAAAUGAUCAACCUGAGGCAUAUUGUCGAAACUGUACCUGAAGCCCGAGACAACAUUACCGUCCUUACGAAUCACCUUCGCUCGAAGACUGAGACUAAUGGGCAACAGCCGCAGCAGCAGCAAGUUCAGCCCCCUGGCACCUUCUAG
Pyrenophora tritici-repentis Pt-1C-BFP is the source of this 2718-nucleotide messenger RNA. RefSeq names its product SPOC multi-domain protein. NCBI's taxonomy places the organism in Eukaryota, Fungi, Ascomycota, Dothideomycetes, Pleosporales, Pleosporaceae. The record is from RefSeq and is a predicted model, not a curated record. Gene Ontology annotation, biological process: DNA-templated transcription.